This is a messenger RNA of Psylliodes chrysocephalus, 497 nucleotides long. The record is from the annotation of a GenBank genome assembly. Lineage: Eukaryota; Metazoa; Arthropoda; Insecta; Coleoptera; Chrysomelidae.
GUUGAUAAAGCGUUAAUAUUUUUUCAUGAUAUUUGCAUUAUUAAAGAAAAAUGUCAAGUAGAUCUAAGAAAAUCCUUUCUUUGGUACCGAAGAAACCCGACAUGUCCGGUAACGAGACUUUGGCAAGCCCUAAUAAUCAGCAAAAUGUCGAAGUUGUAACUGAAGAUGGUUAUCUUUUGACUGAUCUAAAUGAUUCGGUCGAAGAUAAUUUUCAAAAAAUUAAGGAAGUAAGAGCGAAUUAUUAUAAUAUGGAAAUUCUGGAACCCCAAGUAUUUACCAGCUUGAUUAGUGUACCAUUGGAAAAUAAUUUGAGGAUUUUAUCCCAGGAACAACCUACUCAAAGUACUAGUACUAUGGACCAAGGGGAAAAUGCAAAUGAAACCGGAUACAGAUUUACAGAAGUUGAUAUGCCAUGCCGAAUAAUAAAUAACCAGAUUAUUUUAAAUGAACCAGAACAAACCAAAGAAAAUGAAAGCAUCGGUAUAUAUGUAAUCUAA